Beta vulgaris subsp. vulgaris (sugar beet) is the source of this 1718-nucleotide messenger RNA. RefSeq names its product protein ECERIFERUM 26-like. Gene Ontology annotation, molecular function: acyltransferase activity, transferring groups other than amino-acyl groups. The coding region runs from base 152 to 1513 and encodes 453 amino acids. The transcript is spliced from 2 exons. Lineage: Eukaryota; Viridiplantae; Streptophyta; Magnoliopsida; Caryophyllales; Amaranthaceae. The record is from RefSeq and is a predicted model, not a curated record.
AAUUCACCACUUAUAUAUAUAUAUAUAUAUUGAUAGAUCGAAAAAGCAUUAGAAGACCCUUCGCUCAAGAGCUAAUUCGCCACUUAGCAACCCAUCAUAUAUCAAAAAAAUAAUAAGAGAGCAAAUUAAAUAUUUUGCAUUACCCUAAAAAAUGGUGGUUUGUAGUUCUAGUACAAAAAACCCUAAAGAUGAAGAAAGUUCUCUUGUUUAUGGGCAUAGAUUAUCCUCAGUUGGUUCGGCGACGGUAACGGGAGAUUUAGUUUAUGAGCCUAAUAACAUGGAUUUAGCAAUGAAACUUCAUUAUCUAAGGGUAGUUUACUUUCUUGAUAGUGAAGCAAUUGAAGGAUUAAUCCCUGUAAAAUUGAAGGAGGGGAUAUUUGCAUGGCUUUGUUAUUAUUAUGAAACUUGUGGAAGAUUUAGGAGAUCAGAAAAUGGUGGUAAACCUUAUAUUAAGUGUAAUGAUUGUGGGGUGAGAUUUGUGGAAGCUAAAAGCUCUAAAACCUUGGAAGAAUGGCUUCAAAUUAAGGAUACUUUUUCUCAAAGACUUCUUGUUGCUGAUAAUGUUAUUGGUCCUGAGCUCACUUUCUCACCACUUGUUUUCCUACAGGUGACCUUGUUAAAGUGUGGAGGAAUAUCUUUGGGCGUAAGUUGGGCCCAUGUGCUAGGAGACGCAUUUUCAGUAUCGAACUUCAUGAACACAUUAUCACAAUUUUUGAGAGGUAUGAAGCCCACUUAUCCACCUAACUUUAACAAAUCACCUCCUCAAAAUCAGAAGCCCAUAAAGCCCAUGACAUCAGAGUCACUAUCACUAAAACAGGUAAGCCCAGUUGGAGACAAAUGGAUCAUGCCAUUACCCUGUGAAAUGGACACAUUCUCCUUUCAGGUGAAGCCCACACAAUUGGCCCACUUGCAAGUGAAUCUAUUUGAAAAUGAUUCUACUUUAAGCCCAAUUCAACCAUUUGAGCUUCUCAGUGCCAUAAUUUGGCAGGCCAUAGCAAGAAUAAAAAAUGGGCCAGAACUUAAUACAGUCACCAUCAUGAAGAAAAGUGCCACAAGCCCAAUAACAGAUGAGAUGCAUCUAAGGAACAACCUAUUUGUGGGCUCAGUCAAGGCUGAUUUUUCAGUAAUGAAGGCCCAUUUAGAAGUGAUUGCAACCCUUAUUCAUGAUAUGGCUAAGGAUGAGAGGGCCCAAAUUGAGGAGAUAGUGGGCCGAGAUCCCGAAAGGUCCGAUUUUAUUAUAUACGGGUCGAAUUUGACAUUUGUGAACUUGGAAGAUGCAGGCUUUUAUGGGUUUGAGUUGAAGGGGUUAAGCCCAAGAUUUGUAAAUUGUUUUGUAGAUGGUAUUGGAGGGGAAGGUGUUGUUUUGGUUCUACCAAGCCCAAAAGAUAACAAUAAUGACAAAAACAAUGGGACACUAAAGUGUGAAGAAGGAAGAGUUGUCACACUUAUAUUGCCAAAUUAUUAUAUGGUGAAGCUCAAAGAGGAAUUGAAGGAAUGUGGUCUUAGUGCUUGAACAACACAAGUUUGAUGCUUAAUGAGGUUAUGUUUUAGGUGUUCUUAUUUGAAGAUAUAUUGUGGACACUAUAAUAGUAUAAAUAUUAGUAUGUUUAUGUCAAUUAUAGUUUUAAAAAUAAUAAUAACAAAAAGUUUAUGUCGACUAGUAAACCUAAGAAGUGAUAAUUACACGUUAUAUGCAAGUUUAUUUUUGUGUGCAUUGA